GAGGCGGUUGUAACACAUACCAUUUUGGCUCAAUUAGAUCAAGAUGGAGAAUAGCGUACCUUAGUUUCUUCAGUGGGAGGAGCCGGAUGAACACAUGUUUCAAGGGAAAUGACGCAAAUGCAUUAAAGCAACAAUUUUAGCGCGCGCCAAUGAGCCGCACAAACCAGUUUCCCUCCAGAAAGAGAAGAGACAGCUUGUGUCGCACUUUGUGAAGCGAGAAAAGGACUCUUUUGUAACCAAGUAACUUUAGACUGCAACACUAAAGUUGACGGGAAAACGUCUCAGUAAAGGUUUUCUUAUUUCUACUUGAACCAAACACAGAAUCCACCAUGUUUGAGGCUCGCUUGGUACAGGGAUCCAUCCUGAAGAAAGUUUUGGAGGCUCUGAAGGACCUGAUCACGGAGGCCUGUUGGGACGUGAGCUCGUCGGGUAUCUCCCUCCAGAGUAUGGAUUCGUCCCACGUCUCCCUAGUCCAGCUCACCCUCCGCAGCGACGGGUUCGACUCUUACCGCUGCGACCGCAAUCUCGCCAUGGGAGUCAAUCUUAGCAGUAUGUCAAAGAUCCUGAAGUGUGCUGGGAAUGAGGACAUCAUCACUCUCAGAGCAGAGGACAACGCAGACACACUCGCCCUUGUCUUUGAGACACUCAACCAGGAAAAGGUGUCCGACUAUGAGAUGAAGCUGAUGGAUCUUGAUGUAGAACAGUUGGGAAUCCCAGAGCAGGAGUACAGCUGUGUGGUGAAGAUGCCAUCAGGGGAGUUUGCCCGUAUCUGCCGUGACCUUUCUCAGAUUGGUGACGCCGUCAUGAUCUCUUGCGCCAAGGAUGGAGUUAAGUUUUCUGCCACGGGAGAGCUGGGCACCGGCAACGUCAAGUUGUCCCAGACCAGCAAUGUGGACAAGGAGGAGGAAGCUGUGACUGUUGAGAUGAACGAACCAGUCCAGUUGAUCUUCGCACUUAACUACCUAAACUUCUUCACCAAAGCCACACCCCUCUCCAAAACCGUCAUCCUCAGCAUGUCUGCAGACAUCCCCCUCGUGGUGGAGUACAAGAUAGCUGACAUGGGCCACGUUAAGUACUACCUGGCACCCAAAAUUGAUGAGGAGGCUUCCUAAACCUCCCUGGUCCAAAGUCCAAUGGAAGAACAGAGGGGGUUGGUUCCUACUUCCUGUGGAUGGGGAGGAGGAACUUCCUGUUGUGAGGGAAAGUAAGGGAUGUCAUGGCUGACUGUUGAUUACCUCUGUAUCAUGGCAUCGCUGUUGGUUUUGGUUUUAUCUGUAUUCUACAUUUCUGCUGGUUGAUAGAUUGUCUAGCUCUUCCAGCGUCCAUGAGGGGGGUUAUGGUAAUAUGGGUCUAAAUACAAGUUGAUGUAUUUGGAUACAUUCAUUGAUAUCAGCAGUUUGAUGAAUGCAGUCUGAAUUGAGAUUGAUACUGGCUGGACAAUGGUAAAAGGGUUCUACUAAAGGAUCCCCCUGUCUUUUCUGUGACCAGGGUUCUUAUUCUAGCUCAGGAGUGUACUGUUCAGUUGUUAACCUGUGACCUAUCCAGCCCUCUGAGGAAGAUCAAGAUUUCUCCACAAUCCCUCUUUCCCUUUCUCACUCUCCCUCUCAUCUGUUUGGAAAACAAAUGCGCAUUUUGAUUUGUAGAUAUGUCUGUAAAUAUAUUUUGUGGUCAUGUUAACCACCCCAAUGUUGUAUUCAUGAACUCAAUUUCCCAAUAAAUAAUUUGAUUCUGA
Coregonus clupeaformis (lake whitefish) is the source of this 1732-nucleotide messenger RNA. Its product is annotated as proliferating cell nuclear antigen. Gene Ontology annotation, cellular component: PCNA complex. Lineage: Eukaryota; Metazoa; Chordata; Actinopteri; Salmoniformes; Salmonidae. The transcript is spliced from 6 exons. The coding region runs from base 330 to 1112 and encodes 260 amino acids. Gene Ontology annotation, biological process: leading strand elongation; regulation of DNA replication; mismatch repair. The record is from RefSeq and is a predicted model, not a curated record. Gene Ontology annotation, molecular function: DNA polymerase processivity factor activity; DNA binding.